This is a messenger RNA of Poeciliopsis prolifica (blackstripe livebearer), 3451 nucleotides long. Its product is annotated as cadherin-18. The record is from RefSeq and is a predicted model, not a curated record. Gene Ontology annotation, cellular component: catenin complex; adherens junction; plasma membrane. NCBI's taxonomy places the organism in Eukaryota, Metazoa, Chordata, Actinopteri, Cyprinodontiformes, Poeciliidae. Bases 684 to 3071 code for a protein of 795 amino acids. Gene Ontology annotation, molecular function: calcium ion binding; cadherin binding. The transcript has 13 exons. Gene Ontology annotation, biological process: homophilic cell-cell adhesion; multicellular organism development; calcium-dependent cell-cell adhesion.
CCGCAGUAUCCGCGCUCUAUUGGAGAACGUGCGCACAGCCGGUGCCUGCGCUCGCGCGGUCGUUCGCGCGCACACACGCGGAUCGGAGAGAAGAGGAGAGCAGAGAGUGGGCUCUCUGCAAGCCGCGCACAGAAGCUUUGCCCCUGUGAGGAUGGCAGCGGGCUGACCGAGGCGGGAAACCGGAGGAGUGUGGAUAAAUACGGAACAAACUCUUAACUCGUGCUUCGCUUUUCUGCGUUCGGAAGCUGUCGCGUGUGUUGAGGAGGGUGCGCGCGGACAGGGGGGCUGUAGAUGGAGGAAACCCACCCAGGCACGACGCCAAGCUUCUUACAGAGAACCCCCCUCUGAGAAUCCACCGAAGAACCCCCUGCUGUGAUCCAGCCAUGCUAACCGACAUCCAGCAUGGCCUCCUGGAAUAACCCCUUCUCUUAGGGAGAACAACCCAGAAGUUGGCGUUCCUUUCAAAAAUUGAUCAGAGUCUGGGAAAUAAUGUAAAUGUUCCUUGGCUUUGGACCAUGAACCUUAGAGGAUCCCCUGGGAAGAUCAUUUCUGUAGUUUGGAUUUAACUGUCAUUUUCUCUGAACCACGGCAGCGGUGGCUGUUGGAGGCGGCUGCUGCGGCAGUGGUGGGAGGACCUCGCCGCCUCGGAGUAAAGGAAUACAGUUACACAGCGCCGCGCCACCAUGAGGAUAACCACCACCUCUUGCCUCUGUCCCUUCUUGGUUUGCCUCUGCUUCAUCCAGAGGUGCUCUGGGGCAGGCCAUCACGUCCCUACCAAAGUGCCCUCCAAGAACCAGACCAAACUGGCCAAUGGGGAGACAGAGGUGCACCACAGACCCAAGCGUGGCUGGAUCUGGAACCAAUUCUUUGUUUUAGAAGAACACAUAGGACCGGAUGCGCAGUAUGUGGGAAAGCUUCACUCAAACUCUGAUAAAGGCGACGGAUCUGUCCGAUACAUUCUGAGCGGAGAGGGAGCCGGGUCUAUAUUUAUCAUCGACGAGGUGACGGGUGAUAUUCAUGCCACCAAGAGCCUGGAUCGAGAGAGGAAAGGACAUUAUGUCCUGCAUGCACAAGCCUUGGACCGCAACACGCAGGAGGCCCUGGAACCGAUGUCGGAAUUCAUUAUCAAAGUCCAAGACAUCAACGACAAUGCACCUCAAUUUCCAGAUGGACCCUUUGCAGCUACGGUGCCCGAGAUGUCUGAAGUGGGUACGUCCGUGUUGCAAGUCACAGCGACGGAUGCUGACGACCCAACCUACGGAAACAGCGCCAGGAUAGUCUACAGUAUUUUACAAGGACAGCCAUAUUUCUCAGUGGACCCCAAAACAGGAAUUAUCAGAACCGCCUUAGCAGACAUGGACAGAGAAGCCAAAGAACACUACACCGUUGUGAUUCAAGCCAAAGACAUGGCAGGCCAAGUUGGAGGGCUCUCUGGCUCCACCACUAUCAACGUCACCCUGACAGACGUCAAUGACAACCCACCCAAGUUUCCCCAAAAAAAUUACCAGCUGUAUGUCCCAGAAUCCGCUCAAGUUGGAAAACCAGUGGGGAAGAUCAAAGCCAAUGAUGAAGACCUUGGUGUUAAUGCAGACAUUAAGUACAGCAUCAUCAACUCAGAGGGCGCCAAUAUGUUCUCCAUAUCCACAGACAGAGACACAAAGGAGGGAAUCAUCAGCCUGAAAAAGCCCCUGAACUAUGAGAGAAAGAAGACCUACACGUUGCACAUCGAAGGAAUGAAUACACAUGUUGAUCCACGAUUUUCCUACCUUGGUGCUUUCAAAGACACUGCUACCCUUAAAAUCACGGUGGGCGACGUGGAUGAAGCCCCCGUCUUUUCUAUGGAUUAUUAUAUCUUGGAUGUUUACGAGAACUCACCGAGUGGAACUGAAGUGGGGUCGGUUACGGCUCGAGACCCAGACAGCAGAAACAGUCCCGUAAGAUAUUACUUGGACAGCAAAGAGGACGGAGUAAGAUACUUCCGAAUUGAUGAAAGCAGCGGAGUCAUACGUACAACACAACCGCUGGAUAGAGAAGACAUACCUUGGCACAACAUCACUGUAAUGGCCUCGGAGGUUGACAACCCCAGUCUGCUCAGGCACGUUCCUGUUACUGUGCAGGUGCUGGACAUGAACGACAAUCCACCAGAAAUAGCAACCAACGAGGAAGUCAUUGUGUGCGAGAGCUCAAAGCUCGACCAGUUGAUCCAGACUGUCACAGCAGUGGACAAGGACGACUUUGCCAAUGGACAGCGAUUUUCUUUUGCUCUGCCAAGCCAGCUGCCAGUUAAUCCCAACUUCACCCUAAAGGACAACGGAGACAGCACAGCUAACAUCAUUGCCAGGCGGCGCCGGUUUAACCAUCUGACCCAGGAGCUCUAUGAGCUUCCCAUCGUGGUGUGGGAUGGCGGGGAGCCAUCACUCAGUGGCACCAGCACCUUGACCCUGCGGGUGUGCCCAUGCCAGCGCCACGGCAAGAUCCGGAUCUGCCAGGGAGAAGCAUUCCUCUCCUCUGCGGGUCUCAGCACGGGGGCUCUGAUCGCCAUCCUGCUGUGCAUCGUCAUCCUGCUGGCAAUCGUGGUUCUCUUUGUUACACUGAAGCGGAGCAAGAAGGAGCCCCUCAUCAUCGCUGAAGAGGACAUUAGAGAAAACGUGGUGACCUACGACGACGAGGGCGGAGGAGAGGAGGACACAGAGGCCUUUGACAUCAUUGCUUUGCGGAAUCCAGCCGCUGCCGAGGAACUCAAGUUCCGACGAGACAUUCGCCCAGACGCGAGGAAUCACUGUGGCAUGCCCCCCUGCAGGAGCCCGACAGUGGAGCUGGACGAGGUGGACGUGCAUGAAUUCAUCAAACAGAGACUAGUGGAGGCGGACAUGGACACCAGCGUGCCGCCCUACGACUCACUCCAGACCUACGCUUACGAGGGGCAGGGCUCAUCCACAGGGUCCAUAAGCCCGUUGGACUCUGCCGGCGUGCAGUCAGAGCAGGAGUACACUUACCUGGAAGACUGGGGGCCCGAGUUCCAGAAACUAGCAGAACUCUACGAAGAGGCAGAGUCGGAUGUGACCACUUAGUCUGUGAUUUCACUCCCGUUCAAACCAAAUCCGUUCAAACCUGUUCUUCUUUUCAGAUUUUCAAACAAUAACACAGACAGUCUCAGUGGUCCUCAACUUUUAUUGGUGAAUUAAAUCGACUGCUCUAUAUAUUUUUUUUGUUUGAUUGUUUUUAUUUUUUAUUUUGUCACAUUGGCUCAUGGAUUAUUCGUCUGGAAUUGUCAGAUUUUAAAAAAUGAGAGAAGAUAAAAUAUGAGGAAAAGGGGAAAUGAUGAUAUUUUCCUUGGUGUAUAUUUUUUAUUGCUCAAUAAAGUCCUGAAAUCCAUUUGAGUGGAUAUGUGAAAAAUUUGUACAUUUGUCUUAUUCCUGUAAGAUGACAUGUUGUGGAUUAUAGCACAAGG